AUGUACUGCAUGCGUGCACCUGUCACCAGAAGGGGGGAAAAUCCCCCCAUCCCCCCCAGCAAAUCGCACCCUGUACAGUCCCCACUGACCGAGGCUCUGGUGUUAGGAACCAGACAGCCCCCACUGACCGAGGUUCUGGUUUUCGGAAUCAGACAGCCCCCACUGACCGAGGCUCUGGUGUUAGGAACCAGACAGCCCCCUCUGACCGAGGCUCUGGACUUAGGAACCAGACAGCCCCCUCUGACCGAGGCUCUGGACUUAGGAACCAGACAGCCUCCACUGACCGAGGCUCUGGUGUUAGGAACCAGACAGCCCCCACUGACCGAGGCUCUGGUGUUAGGAACCAGACAGCCUCCACUGACCGAGGCUCUGGUGUUAGCAACCAGACAGCCCCCUCUGACCGAGGCUCUGGUGUUAGGAACCAGACAGCCCCCUCUGACCGAGGCUCUGGUGUUAGGAACCAGACAGCCCCCUCUGACCGAGGCUCUGGACUUAGGAACCAGACAGCCCCCUCUGACCGAGGCUCUGGACUUAGGAACCAGACAGCCUCCACUGACCCAGGCUCUGGUGUUAGGAACCAGACAGCCCCCACUGACCGAGGCUCUGGUGUUAGGAACCAGACAGCCCCCACUGACCGAGGCUCUGGUGUUAGGAACCAGACAGCCCCCACUGACCGAGGCUCUGGACUUAGGAACCAGACAGUUUCCACUGACCGAGGCUCUGGUGUUAGCAACCAGACAGCCCCCACUGACCGAGGCUCUGGUGUUAGGAACCAGACAGCCCCCACUGACCGAGGCUCUGGUGUUAGGAACCAGACAGCCCCCACUGACUGAGGCUCUGGUAAGUCGGCCGUGCCCUCGGACGCCGCGCCCUCCGGCUGGGCCUGUGGAGCCGUCGGUGCUUUGUCCAGAUCCAGGCGCUCCAUCAGGAGGUGGAGCAAAGACAAGUCCAGGUGAGAACCCUGUCCCAAACCCCGGGCCAAACCCCAGGCCAAACCCCGGGCCAAACCUCAGGCCAAACCCUGGGCCAAACCCCAGGCCAAACCCCGGGCCAAACCUCAGGCCAAACCCUGGGCCAAACCCCAGGCCAAACCCCGGGCCAAACCUCAGGCCAAACCCUGGGCCAAACCCCGGGCCAAACCUCAGGCCAAACUCCAGGCCAAACCCCAGGAUAAACCCCGGGCUAAACGGGCUAAACCCCGGGCUAAACCGGGGGCCAAAUCCCAGGCCAAACCCCAACACAAAAGGGUCAUCUUCAUCCCAUUCUGCUUUGUGCAGCUCCAGUCCGUCCCAGAAAGAGUACCCCACCAGUUCAACCCGGAGGAACGAGUACCCCACCAGUCAGCCCCGGAGGAACGAGUACCCCACCAGUCAGCCCCGGAGGAACGAGUACCCCACCAGUCAGCCCCGGAGGAACGAGUACCCCACCAGUCAGCCCCGGAGGAACGAGUACCCCACCAGUCCGACUCGGGGAGAGGCGUACUUCACUGACAGGUACUGA
Knipowitschia caucasica is the source of this 1500-nucleotide messenger RNA. Lineage: Eukaryota; Metazoa; Chordata; Actinopteri; Gobiiformes; Gobiidae. The record is from the annotation of a GenBank genome assembly.